Brachypodium distachyon (stiff brome) is the source of this 813-nucleotide messenger RNA. RefSeq lists its product as uncharacterized. The record is from RefSeq and is a predicted model, not a curated record. The transcript has a single exon. The coding region runs from base 232 to 591 and encodes 119 amino acids. NCBI's taxonomy places the organism in Eukaryota, Viridiplantae, Streptophyta, Magnoliopsida, Poales, Poaceae.
GUAAGGUGUAGUACGUAUGAUAUUCACGCGAGCCACCUAGGAAAACAAUUAAACCUAGCCUAAAAAAACAAGAAGAAGAAAUACAAACAUUAUAUAAACCAGGCCCCUCGAAAGCCAGAGGAAAAACAAGGGACAGAGAAGGGAAACCCCACAGAAGCCGGCGCCGGAGGUAAGAGAGGGCGAAAUUAGCCGACGCGUGUCCCCGGCAACCCACCCACACCAAUCGCCGCCAUGAAAACCCCACAGAAGCCGGCGCCGGCGCCGGUGGAGCAGGAGGCCUUCACGGCGCAAGAGCUCGAAGCGGCGGUGCAGCUCAUCCACCUGAGCGAGAGCAGCGCGUCGUCGGGCAGCACGAGGGCCGCCCGCGUCGGGCUCGCCGCGGGGUCCUCCUCCUCGCCUCGCUCCGUGAACGCCCCGCCGCCGGUGGUCUUCCUUGCAGGCGGCGAGGACGACUGGGAGGAAGAGGAGGAGAACGAGGUGGCCGGGAGCCAGCGGAGGGUGAAGCGCUACCGCCUGAUCGCCGAGAUCUACGACGCGACGGAGGAAAUUGGAGGGCGCAGCAGCGGGAAGAACAAGAAGAAGAAGGAAUAGACGAGGUAGGGAGAGAGAGGGAGAGAGGAGAGGGACCUUCUUGUAAUUAACAGGAUUGCUGGGGGGUAGCUCGUAGUUCGAGUUUGCGCUCGAUCUUUGCAGUCCUCUCGAUCCUCUCGCUGGACUAGACGUGGAGGAGUUGUGAUCGAUCUCGCUGUAAAAGCUUAAUAUUUCGCAAUAAGACUUGGGGCUUGCUUGCUUGUGUUCGUCUCAUCCAUGGCG